Clarias gariepinus (North African catfish) is the source of this 1325-nucleotide messenger RNA. RefSeq names its product heat shock protein, alpha-crystallin-related, 1 (gene hspb1). The record is from RefSeq and is a predicted model, not a curated record. The transcript is spliced from 3 exons. Gene Ontology annotation, molecular function: protein folding chaperone. Gene Ontology annotation, biological process: protein refolding; response to heat. Lineage: Eukaryota; Metazoa; Chordata; Actinopteri; Siluriformes; Clariidae. The coding region runs from base 98 to 733 and encodes 211 amino acids.
AAAGCCUGCAGCCUGCAAACAGACAGCACCUUCUAGAAGGGUUUCUGAUAAACAACUUGAAGCCUCCAGCGACAGAAGAACUUACUCCUCUUCAGCCAUGACCGAAAGGCGCAUCCCUUUCACUUUCCUCCGUACUCCAUCCUGGGACCCGUUCCGUGACUGGUACCAGGGCAGUAGGCUCUUUGACCAGACCUUUGGGAUGCCAGCAUUUCCAGAGGAGAUGCAUGUUUUUCCCAGCAGCCACUGGCCUGGCUAUAUGCGCCCUCCUAUAGGUGCUGAGUUGGCCUCCCUGAUGCAGAGCGCUCAGGUACCCUCACCCUCCGUGCAUACACCCGUUGUGGCUCAUCCAGCGGCAUACGCUCAAGCCUUGUCACGCCAGCUGAGUACCGGGAUGUCUGAGAUCAAACACACACAGGAUAACUGGAAGGUGAACUUAGAUGUCAAGCAUUUCGCUCCUGAGGAGCUCACGGUCAAGACGAAGGAUGGUGUGGUGGAGAUUAUCGGAAUCCACGAGGAGAGGAGGGACGAGCAUGGAUUCAUAUCUAGAUCCUUCACUAGGAAGUACACACUGCCCCCUGGUGCUGAUGCAGAGAAAAUCACCUCCUCACUCUCCCCUGAGGGAGUCCUAACUGUGGAGGCGCCGCUCCCCAAACCCGCCAUCCAGUCCUCUGAGAUCACCAUCCCUGUAAACACAGCCAGCAGCGCCGUGCAAAAGCAGGAAGGGAAAAAGUGAAGAAGAAGAAGAAGAAGAAGAAGAGAAAAAAUGGUUUCGAGCAUGACAUUUGAGAUAGACAAGAUACUGUUUUACAUACAGCAUGCUCUAGUCUCUGCCUUUUCAAUGCACGCUUUAGUGUAUGACAUGAGAUUGACUCACUUCUUAAUUUUCUCUUUGUGUUUCUUUUUUUCUCACCAUUACAGUGUGCACUGCAACCAUAUUUUAGUUUGAUGCUAAUUACACACUUCACCUGAGUAAUGAACAAUGAACCCUUACAAACACACACACACACACACACACACACACACACGAGUACCGUUUGUUGGCGGGAACUGUUAGCAGUGUGCACACUUGUUAAUAGAGGGGUGUUGGUUUCUUUGACACAAAAACACACAUGUAGCACUACACACCGAGAGACAGUCUUGACACCAUUCACACACCUCUGAUCCCCAACAGAGCAGUUACUUUCCUCCCUCUGACUCAAGAGAACAAACUGUAUGAAAAGGCUUUAUGGGAGUUAAGGAUGUUUGUUGUUCUUAGAAUGUUUUAAAGGAAGACAACUGAGCAGAACACAAUGCUAUGAACUCUUCAAUAAACGUUUUAACCUCAA